Hibiscus syriacus is the source of this 775-nucleotide messenger RNA. Its product is annotated as zinc finger protein CONSTANS-LIKE 7-like. The record is from RefSeq and is a predicted model, not a curated record. Gene Ontology annotation, cellular component: nucleus. Gene Ontology annotation, molecular function: protein binding. Lineage: Eukaryota; Viridiplantae; Streptophyta; Magnoliopsida; Malvales; Malvaceae. The transcript has 3 exons. Gene Ontology annotation, biological process: regulation of DNA-templated transcription. Bases 50 to 724 code for a protein of 224 amino acids.
CAUAUAUGAAAGGAGUAAAACUAAGAGUAGAGGGACAAGAGAGAACUACAUGGGGUACAAUUCAUUGUUAAAGAGCCCAAAGAAGGAAGAGCAGCAGGUUCCAGAUGCCACUCCCUAUGGAUUCGACGGCACCAAAGGAAGCUACGCACGUGGAGAGAUCGAUAUCAUCGAAGAAUUGGAUGGCCUUUUGGGCGAUGAAAAUGGGGAAUUGUCGAGGGAUAAGAUAGAUGGUCAUCGUCUCAGCUGGGGCUUCAUGGACUGGGAAACCGGAUUCCACCAUGCUGAUGAAGACGACGAGGGAGACCACAAGGUUUAUAGUUCCACCAAAUGCCUGGAAGAAGAGAGCGAAUAUAAUAGCCAAGGUGUGAAGGCAGAACAGCAUGGUUUCUGGGAAUUAGAUGAUGAGAAAAGGGUUUCCCUCAACUUGAAUUUGAAUUACCAAGAUGUCUUGGAUGCAUGGUCGGAUCGUGGACCUCUAUUGGCCGAUGAUUGUUCCAUUUCAACGCCCAGCAGCGUCAAUGGCUACUAUAUGGGAGAAGUGCCGAUGAUGGAGCUAGAAGAACGAACAAGAAGGGAAGCAAGUGUUCUUAGAUACAAAGAGAAGCGUCAGACUAGACUGUUCUGCAAGAAGAUAAGGUAUGAAGUCCGCAAACUUAACGCGGAUAAACGACCCAGGCUCAAGGGCCGGUUUGUGAAGAGAGUUUCAUGUGAGAAGAUGUCCUAAACGUCGUCUCAAAUAUCUGAUAAAAAUAUCUUCUAGUAUGUGGACUUUUUU